AUGCAGCCGGGGCUACUCCCCCAAAUUCUUACUAUGGAUGACAUGUUUUGCCUCGUGUGGCUUCUAAGGGCAUUUUACACGCUCGAGCAGAAUAUCAUACGGGAUGCGCUCGACAACGAGCAACUGCCUGUGUACUCGCGCGAGUCGGAAAUAAUAAAUGUUACUUUGGAGAGCCCAAGCGACAGGAAAGGCAGGGUUUGGAUGGCGUUUCUGCACCGUGCACAGCAUCGACUUCUGUGUUAUGUAACUCAAGUGCUUACGCAGAUCCCCGCCGCGCCUUACAAUUUUAAUAUGCACGAUCUCAACUUUAUAUCGGGGAAGGAUACAGACAGAAGAAGACCGCGUAUUGAGCAAGUACCUGCCGAGUAUCUUCCACCCUUGGAUGUAGCGUUGCUUUGGUUUGUGUACCUCGUAAGCCCCUCGCGGUUCCACGAGGACACGCACAGAGUGCCAAUGCUUGCGCCACUAGCCUUGUUUGAAUUUCCAAAAAAGGCAUUAUCUGACGCGCUAAAUAGAUCGGCAUGGACGCUGUCCGCCCCAAGAGCGGAAAAGACAUGGGGCCAACUGACGUCGCUCCCAUUUGACCCGGUUCAAAAGCAAGGCCCGUAUACGUCAGAUGGGCUUGAAGCCGCUGAAAUUCACUGUCCAGGCUGUGGAAAGUCCAAUUUUCUUGCAUGGGAAUCGUUUGCGUUGCCUGCAUGGCACAUCCGAUGUGCCCAAUGUGAAUUGGAUUACAAUGCACGCAGUCUACUGGCGAAACUGUGGUCAGACGACGUUCUGGAAUGGUGUCAAGGUGGCACAAAUGUGCAUGGAUUCCGACUACGUGGCGGUCUUGUUUCCAGUUUAAACUCACGAUAUUUUGAAACUGAUCCGUAUGCGCCGAUUCUUGCGCGUAUUUUUACAAAUAACCGCACGGUGGAAACACCGUUCGUUUCCUUGAAAGGCCGAUUGUUGGAUAACAAGAACGAGGAUGUGUACGGCGUGAUUGUAAAAGGCACAAUGACUGUGAAGGCAUUUAUUCAGAAGCAUGGCUACGAUAUUGAUGCGCUAGCCGUUGCAGUAGAGGCGCAUCUUGAGUCCAAGCUCGAAAGCAAAGAUAUGCGGAAGGACCUGAAGCGCCGCGUCAAUAUGAUGAUGCGGUAUUACGUUGAUGCGCAUUCACUUAGUCCCGCUAGCAUGAACAUUGUGGACUCCGUCCAACGCGAAUUCGGCUUUGUGCAUGCGUGGAAUGAGCUGGGAUGGUUAAAUAACGUUACGAUGGAACAAUUGCGCAAAACCAGUUCUCGCUACAAAAUAUGGAUCUCGGUCUGCGGGUUUUUACUGCAGCUACAAAUGCCUACUAUCGAGAUCUCCACGGCGUGGUAUGUACAUAUGCUGAGCCUGGUGUAUUACUGGGAUUGUUACCGAUUUUUUGACUACCUGAUUGAUAAUCCGGACAGGAUUCCGGAUGAACGCGCAGAAAAGACAUGGAAGCUUACUGUGGCCAUGUGGAGUAACAUGGUGGGGAACAAGUAUGUGGAACCACCUGUGACGAAAUCAGGCAACGUGUUCAAAAAGAUGGUUUCAAAAUUGCAGCUCAAUGAUGGGCAGGGCGAGGGUCUUUAUCGUAUGAAUUGUUCACGGACCGUGCAUUUAUUUCCCGGUGCCGAGCUCACCGGCACGGCAGCAGCGCCAGAGUGCUCGCCCUUCUAUAUUCCUGCUUCGUGUCCCAUCCCAGGGAAAGGACUUCCUGGCGGCGCCGUAGAAGGCCCUGGUGCUGGAAUACCAGGCACAAAUUCAAUGCGCGACGCCGCCAUUUUUAAUGGACAGACACGAAGAGACUACUCGAUUGCAGAAAUGAAAAGCAGUCCCGUUUUUCCAUUUUACAUGCCCUGA
This is a messenger RNA of Malassezia vespertilionis, 1875 nucleotides long. RefSeq lists its product as uncharacterized. The record is from RefSeq and is a predicted model, not a curated record. Bases 1 to 1875 code for a protein of 624 amino acids. NCBI's taxonomy places the organism in Eukaryota, Fungi, Basidiomycota, Malasseziomycetes, Malasseziales, Malasseziaceae. The transcript has 2 exons.